AUGACCCCCGCUCACUUUGCCUUCUCAUCGGCUUUCAUGCUAGGACUGACCGGCCUGGCCUUUCAUCGUACCCACCUACUCUCCGCCCUUCUCUGCUUAGAAGGCAUAAUACUUUCUUUAUUCAUUGCCCUCUCCCUAUGAACCUUGCAACUAGGGUCUACAAGCUUCUCCGCAGCCCCCAUACUCUUGCUAGCAUUUUCGGCCUGUGAAGCAAGUGCAGGCCUCGCCUUACUGGUAGCCACCGCACGAACCCAUGGAACAGACCACCUUCAAAGCCUCAACCUCCUACAAUGCUAA
This is a messenger RNA of Anarrhichthys ocellatus (wolf-eel), 297 nucleotides long. The record is from the annotation of a RefSeq genome assembly. NCBI's taxonomy places the organism in Eukaryota, Metazoa, Chordata, Actinopteri, Perciformes, Anarhichadidae.